This is a messenger RNA of Grosmannia clavigera kw1407, 2136 nucleotides long. Its product is annotated as fungal specific transcription factor domain containing protein. Gene Ontology annotation, biological process: positive regulation of transcription from RNA polymerase II promoter by galactose; DNA-templated transcription. Bases 1 to 2136 code for a protein of 711 amino acids. The record is from RefSeq and is a predicted model, not a curated record. Gene Ontology annotation, cellular component: nucleus. NCBI's taxonomy places the organism in Eukaryota, Fungi, Ascomycota, Sordariomycetes, Ophiostomatales, Ophiostomataceae. The transcript has 2 exons. Gene Ontology annotation, molecular function: RNA polymerase II cis-regulatory region sequence-specific DNA binding; DNA-binding transcription factor activity, RNA polymerase II-specific; zinc ion binding.
AUGGCAUCGAUUGAAACGACGGCUAUCAGACGGAUGCGCAAGCAAGUCACCCGGGCCUGCGACUUCUGCCGGGCGCGACGAAUCGGCUGUGAUAGUAGCCAACCCUGCAAAGCCUGUCGCCAAAGAGGGCUGGCAUGCACGACAACAGGUGAAGAAGGAAGUCCGAGAAGUUUGCCUGCAGCACAACGAGAGAUUGAGCAGCUCCUGCGAAAGGUCAAGGAUCUGGAGGCGGAGGUGGCAGACCUGAAACAGCGUCAACCGGCAUCACAGCUCCAAGCCGUCAUCGGCGACUCUCGGUCGCAGUCGCAUUCAUUGUCCCCCUCCAAACCUUGUUCCCGUCCACGGCCACAAUGGGAGGGCAUUCAUGUGGCAACGUCCGGCUCCGACCAGGCAUCCUACUACGGCCCAUCGUCGUCGUACUACCUCGUCAGCCGCAUGGGAGGCUACCUGGGCAAGAUGCUGAAGCAGCCGUACACGGAGAAGAGCCUCCAGCCCCGGAGCACACGGGCAGACAUCUACCAGAACAGUCCGGCCGUGAUUGACGAGGGAGCAGCAAAGCAGGGCGAACCUCAGAAUCCUCGCCAUGUGCACACAGGUGCCCUGAGCCGGGCGCAAGAAGAGUCCGUCCUGCGGCUGUUCUGGGAGGGCUACCACUGCACAAUGCCGAUUGUGGACGAGACAGCUUUUCGAACAUCUUAUGCUUCGCUGUGGGAGCCGUCGCGAUCUGUCCGGCGGCCGUGUCCUCUCGUCGACUGCAUCAUUGCGCUGUGUCUGCAGAACGGCUACGCCUACAUUCCGAAGCCGAUUUCGAGGCAGGCGUCGGCUGGCAUCGACAACACCGACGACGACAGCAGAGAGGCCGUUGACGAUGCAGCCGUGGCGGGCCGAUGGUAUUUCCUGCGUGCACAGUCUGGCCUGACGGCGGAUCUCGAGAGCCCGUCGCUGGAGACGGUGCAGUGCUACAUCUUCAUGAUCUCGUACCUCUGCUGCGCCUCCUUCCAGAACAUGUGCCAUGUCGUGUCGGCACAGGCUGUGCGGACAGCCCAUAUUCUGGGUCUGCAUCUGGAUCCGUCGUCAGAUCUGCCGCACGGCGAGAGAGAGCGACGUCGCCGCAUCUGGUGGGUGUUGUGGUCCUUCGAUGCCAAGGUCUCGACCAAGCACGGCCGGCCGCUGGUGAUUGACCAGGCCGACGUCACGGCAGCCCUGCCGUCGGACGACUGCGAGGCGGCAGCCUACAACGGCUCGACGCUGGGUAUGUGCGGGCCGCUGGCCGGGGGAGGGCCCGGAGGAGCCUCCGGCGAUGCCGUCACCUGGCUGACGUAUGCGAGGCAGAACCAGAAGCUGCACCUCGUCAUGACCGACAUCCACCAGGCGCUCUUCUUCCGCUGCGGCGAGGUCGUUCACGAGAGGGCGCUCGCAUGCAUCUACCACGACCCAGCGGCUCUGGAGGACAGCGCUGGCUUCCUGGCUGCCCGACUGCCACAGAUGCGCGACUGGGCCAGCGCCGUGCCGUCUACUCUCCGAACGCGUCGCCGGCGAGGUGGCCAGCCCUAUUCGACCGACCGGUCACCCCUGGACCUGGACGACGCACUCGCGCCCGUCUGGCUGCAGCGCCAGGCCGUCAGCCUCGAGCUGACCUACCACGCCCUCGUCGUCCAGCUGACGCGGGCCUUUAUCACCUUUUACAAGCACCCGGGCACGUACACGCCAGCAGUCGACCGUCUCGCUGCCACCUGUGCCGACCACGCCGUCGCCUUCACCCACCUGAUGCACCAGGCCGUGACCGAGACCGACCUGAUGGCCGGCUGGUCCGAGUACUUUAGCCUGCAGUGGAGUGCCUCCCUCGUCAUGGUCGCCUUUGUGCUCGCCUACCCCGUCCAUGCGGCCACGCCGCGGGCCAGGGCUGCUCUCGAAAAGGCCGUCGCCGUGUUUGUCGUCUUUGGCGAGCACUUUGCUCUGACAGCCGUCGAAGAUGACCUGGCCUGGCUCGAUCCCAACCGGCCAGACGAUAUGGCCGGGGGGCCGUACGUUCCGUUCAAUAUGGACUGGGCCAUCUCUGUGGACAAUUUCAACAGCUUCGACAAGUUCUUUGACGCACAUCACUCGUCUGACUCGUGGGCUUUUCUAUCAUCGUGA